CUUCUCUGUGUGUUCGCUAAUUAAUCAAUCAAUGAGUUGAUGAAUAUAUGCUCCCAAGGCACGUGACGGUAUAUAUCCAUGCCUGAAUGUGUGCCUGACUCGAGCUGCGGGAUGGCGUUCGGCAGCGGGAAUGGCCGUUGGGUCGGUGGUGAAGCUGUUGCGACGGACAGCUUUGGCCGAUGUUGUCUCGUUAUUAAAGCCACUCGAAUAUACGACACAAUCAUCUCCACUCACGACCGACUCACGACGUGACGACCUUCACACACGCUCCUUUGACUGCCCCCACUAUUCACGUGAUAGUAAGCAGUCCUUCUUUAGGGUGGAAGGGGCGUCGGCGACCCCCAUCAAACAUCAGGAGGGAGGUAUUGCGCCUACAAACAACGCCGGAUGAGAUAAAUCCUACACACACUCCCUCACCAUGGCGCCGCUACCCAUCAAAUUCACCGAGCAGGCACAACUCCUCUCCCUGGGUGUGCAGCAACAAUCCAUAGGCUUCAACUCCUGCACCCUCGAGUCCUCCCACUACGUCUGCGUGCGCCAGACCACCGAAGCCGGCGCCGCCGAAGUCCUCAUCAUCAACCUCACCAAUGGCAACACCGUCAUGCGCCGGCCCAUCAAGGCCGACAGCGCCAUCAUGCACUGGAGCAAAGAAAUCAUCGCCCUCAAAGCCCAAGGCAAGACACUGCAAAUCUUCGAUCUCGCGCAGAAGGCCAAGCUCAAAAGCACGAAUAUGGCCGAGGAUGUCAUGUACUGGAAGUGGUUCAGUGAGACCAGUCUGGGGCUGGUGACGGAUACGGCUGUCUACCAUUGGAACAUUUUUGAUCCUGCUCAAGCGAUGCCGCAGAAGGUGUUUGAGCGGAAUGCCAAUCUGCAAGGGUGUCAAAUCAUUAAUUACCGCGUGAGUGAUGACGAGAAGUGGAUGGUUGUGGUCGGCAUCCGGCAGGAUCAGGGUCGUGUGGUGGGGAAUAUGCAGCUCUACUCCAAGGACCGUGGGAUCAGUCAGGCGAUCGAGGGUCAUGCGGCUGCGUUCGGCACCAUACGCCUCGAGGACGCAUCCUCAGACACGAAGCUCUUCACCUUCGCCAACCGGGGCGCGAACGGCGCGAAGCUGCAUAUCGUGGAAGUCGACCAUCAACAACCCAACCCGGUCUUCACCAAGCGAGCGGUGGACAUCUACUUCCCCGCGGAAGCGACGAAUGACUUCCCCGUCGCCAUGCAGGUCUCGCGGAAGUACAAGGUCAUCUAUAUGGUGACCAAGUACGGCUUCAUCCAUUUGUACGAUCUCGAGACGGGCACGACUAUCUUCAUGAACCGUAUUUCCAGCGAUACCAUCUUCACUAUUGCCGGUGAUGAGGACGGGAGUGGUAUUGUGGGCGUGAAUCGGAAGGGGCAGGUGCUGUCUGUUAGUGUGGAUGAGAGCACCGUCAUCCCUUACCUCCUCCAGAAUCCGGAAAACGCGGAAUUAGCAUACAAACUUGCCUCCCGCGCCGGCCUCCCAGGAGCAGACCAACUCUACCAACAACGCUUCGACCAACUCAUCGCCCAAGGCGACUACCAGAAUGCGGCGAAAACCGCCGCCAAUUCGCCCCAAGGCUUCCUCCGCACCCCGCAAACAAUCGAGCGCUUCAAGUCACUGCCUCAACAACAAGGCCAGCUUUCCGUCAUCCUCCAAUACUUUGGCAUGCUCCUCGACAAAGGCAAAUUGAACCCGCACGAAACUCUCGAGCUGGCCCGUCCGGUACUUCAGCAGAACCGCAAGCACCUCCUCGAGAAGUGGAUGAAGGAAGGCAAACUCGGCUGCUCCGAGCAGCUGGGUGAUCUAGUCAGAGUGCAUGAUGCGAGCCUGGCUCAGCAAAUCUACCAAGAAGCCGGCGCCAGCCAGAAAGUCAUCGCCGCCAUGGCCGAAUCGGGCAACUUCGACCAGAUCCUGCCGUACUCGAGAAGUGUGGGCUACACGCCGGACUUCAACGCCAUCAUCCAACACGUCGUCCGGCUAAAUCCAGACAAGGGCGCCGAAUUCGCCACCUCCAUCGCCCGCGAGGACCCCUCCCUCAUCGACGUGGAGCGCACGCUGGAUAUCUUCCAAAGCCAGGGAAUGGUACAACAAGCGACCGCCUUCCUCCUCGACGUCUUGCAAGCCAACAAACCGGACCAAGGACACCUCCAAACCCGACUGCUGGAAAUGAACCUCAUGAACGCGCCCCAAGUCGCCGACGCCAUUCUAGGCAAUGAAAUGUUCUCCCACUAUGACCGGCACCGCAUCGCUCAACUCUGCGAGCAAGCCGGCCUCAUCGCCCGCGCGUUGGAACACUACGACGCCCCGGCCGAUAUCAAACGCUGCAUCGUGCAAACGGACAAACUGGACGAAACCUUCCUGAUCACCUAUUUCGGCCGGCUGACCGUGGACCUGGCGAUGGAAUGUCUCGACGAGAUGUUGAAGGUCAAUAUUCGACAGAACUUGCAGGCGGUAAUUAAUAUUGCGAAGAAAUACUCGGAUCUGUUUGGGCCGACGCGGAUCAUCGAGCUUCUGGAGAAAUACAGGACUGCGGAGGGAUUGUAUUUCUAUCUGGGGGGGAUUGUGAAUUUGAGUGAGGAUAAGGAUGUCACGUUCAAGUAUCUUGAGGCGGCGGUUCGCAUGGGGCAGUUGGGGGAGGUGGAGAGGGUUUGCCGAGAAAGCAAUGCCUAUGACCCUGAAAAAGUCAAGAACUUCCUCAAAGAGCAACGCCUGACCGAACAACUCCCCCUCAUCAUCGUCUGCGACCGCUUCAACUUCAUCCACGACCUCGUCCUCUACCUCUACAAAAACCAGCAGUUCAAAUCCAUCGAGGUCUACGUCCAGCGCGUCAACCCCGCACGCACUCCGGCGGUCAUCGGCGGCCUUCUCGACGUCGAUUGCGAUGAGAAUAUCAUCAAGGGACUUUUGUCCAGCGUCUCGCCGGCGAGUGUCCCGAUCGAAGAAUUGGUGCAAGAGGUCGAGAGUCGGAAUCGCUUGAAGUUGUUGUUGCCUUUCCUCGAGGCCACGUUGGCGGCGGGGAAUCAGCAGCAGGCGGUUUACAACGCGUUGGCGAAGAUUUACAUUGAUUCGAAUAAUGACCCGGAGACUUUCCUCAAGAACAACGAUUUGUAUGAUACGCUGACCGUCGGCAAGUACUGUGAGAAGCGGGAUCCGAAUUUGGCGUAUAUUGCCUACCGCAAGGGCCAGAAUGAUCUGGAGCUCAUUAGCAUCACGAAUGAGAAUGCGAUGUUCCGGGCGCAGGCGCGGUAUUUGCUGGAGCGAGCGGACCCCGAGAUCUGGUCGUACGUUCUCAGCGACAACAAUGUCCACCGGCGCAGCUUGGUGGAUCAGGUCAUCAGCACCGCUGUCCCCGAGUCGAAUGAUCCGGAACAAGUCUCCAUUGCUGUCAAGGCGUUCAUUGACGCCGAUAUGCCGGUAGAGUUGAUUGAGUUACUCGAGAAGAUCAUCCUCGAGCCUUCGACUUUCAGUGACAACGCGAAUCUGCAGAACCUGCUCAUGCUCACGGCGGCAAAGUCGGAUCGCGGGAGGGUGGCGGGCUAUAUCCAGAGCCUGGACAAUUACUCUCCCGAAGACGUCGCGGAGCAAUGUUUGGGUGUCGGCUUGUACGAGGAGGCGUUUCUCAUCUAUAAGAAGGCGAACCAGCAUUCGAAUGCGGCGAACGUGCUCGUGGAUCAUGUCGUCAGCAUUGACCGGGCGCAAGAGUACGCUGAGCAAGUCGAUCUGCCGGAAGUGUGGAGUAAGGUCGGCAAAGCGCAGCUGGAUGGCUUGAGGAUUACGGAUUCGGUGGAGAGCUACAUCCGCGCGCAGGAUCCGAGUAACUUCCACGAAGUCAUCGAGACGGCGACGCAUGCGGGCAAGGAUGAGGAUCUCAUCAAGUACCUGCGCAUGGCGAGGAAGACUUUGCGGGAGCCGGCCGUGGACACUGCGCUUGCAUUCUGCUAUGCACGGACGAACCAACUGCCCGAGCUUGAAGAGUUCUUGCGCGGGACGAACGUGGCGAAUGUGGAAGAGAGCGGUGAUAAGGCGUACGAAGAGGGCUACCACGAGGCGGCCAAGAUCUUCUUCACGUCCAUCUCGAAUUGGGCCAAGCUGGCCACCACGCUCGUGCACUUGGGCGACUACCAGGGAGCCGUCGAGUGCGCGCGCAAAGCCAACAGCGUCAAAGUCUGGAAGCAGGUAAACGAGGCUUGCGUGGCGAAGAAGGAAUUCCGCCUCGCGCAGAUCUGCGGAUUGAACCUCAUCGUCCACGCCGAUGAGCUGGCCGACCUGGUACGACAGUACGAGCGCAACGGCUACUUUGACGAACUCAUCUCGCUCCUCGAAGCCGGACUGGGCCUCGAGCGCGCACACAUGGGCAUGUUCACCGAACUGGGCAUCGCACUGAGCAAGUACCACCCCGACCGCGUGAUGGAGCACCUGCGCAUCUUCUGGGGCCGCAUCAACAUCCCUAAAAUGAUCCGGGCGUGCGAGGAAGCGCAUCUCUGGCCCGAACUCGUCUUCCUGUACGCGCACUACGAUGAAUUCGACAAUGCCGCGUUGGCGAUGAUGGAGCGCGCCGCGGAUGCGUGGGAGCACCAUACGUUCAAGGAGACGGUUGUCAAGGUCGCCAACUUGGAGAUCUACUACCGCGCGCUGAACUUCUACCUGGAUCAACAGCCGAGUCUGCUCACGGAUCUGCUGCAAGCGCUCACCCCACGCAUCGACGUGAACAGGGUGGUAAGGAUGUUCGAGAAGAGCGACAACAUCCCCCUCAUCAAGCCCUUCCUGCUCAACGUGCAGAGCCAGAAUAAACGCGCCGUCAACGACGCGAUCAACGAUUUGUUGAUUGAGGAGGAGGACUACAAGACGUUGCGGGAUAGCGUGGAGAAUUACGAUAAUUAUGAGGCGGUGGCCCUUGCGCAGAGGCUGGAGAAGCAUGAGUUGGUGUUUUUCCGCCAGAUUGCCGCGCAGAUCUACCGCAAGAAUAAGAGGUGGGAUCGCAGUAUCCAGCUGAGUAAGCAGGAUAAGUUGUACCGGGAUGCGAUUGAGACGGCGGCGAUGAGUGGGCGGCAGGAGGUGGUGGAGGAGUUGUUGAGAUAUUUCGUCGACAUCGGCAGCAAAGAAUGCUACGUCGGCAUGCUCUACUCCUGCUACGACCUCCUCCCCCUCCAUCUCAUCAUGGAGAUCAGCUGGCGACACGGCCUCACGGAUUUCACCAUGCCGUUCAUGAUCAACUUCAUGGCGCAGCAGGCGGCGACGAUCGAGCAGUUGCGGGUGGAUAAUGAGGAGCGCAAGGCGAGGGAGAAGGAGGAGCGGAAGAAGGAGGAGGAUACGGGGCCGAUUUUGGGGCAGUCGAGGUUGAUGCUUACGCAGGGACCCAUGGCCACGGGUGCCGGUGGGUAUGGGCAGGCUAAUGGGGUGAUGCCGCAACCGAUGGGGUAUGGGGGGUUUAGGUGAGGUGGUACCGGUGUGUGCUGAUAGUAGUAGUGGUAGGAGGUCUUCCGGAUGGCAUGGGUGUGUAGCAGGCGUGUAAGGCGUUGGAGGGCAAUUGAGCAGUGAGUGCUGCUUGAGGGUUCUCUGUACAUCUAGUAGAAAGUGGAGAUCGGAGCUAGACGGA
Molecule: messenger RNA, 5612 nt
Organism: Baudoinia panamericana UAMH 10762
Lineage: Eukaryota; Fungi; Ascomycota; Dothideomycetes; Mycosphaerellales; Teratosphaeriaceae
Exons: 7
Coding region: 419-5452 (1677 amino acids)
Biological process (GO): intracellular protein transport; Golgi to endosome transport; receptor-mediated endocytosis
Cellular component (GO): actin cortical patch; clathrin complex; clathrin coat of trans-Golgi network vesicle
Molecular function (GO): clathrin light chain binding; structural molecule activity
Source: RefSeq, a predicted model, not a curated record